Molecule: messenger RNA, 1535 nt
Organism: Acanthopagrus latus (yellowfin seabream)
Lineage: Eukaryota; Metazoa; Chordata; Actinopteri; Spariformes; Sparidae
Product: caspase-6-like
Exons: 7
Coding region: 75-914 (279 amino acids)
Biological process (GO): proteolysis; apoptotic process
Cellular component (GO): cytoplasm
Source: RefSeq, a predicted model, not a curated record
CUUUGGCUUAUCCGAGGUGGAGCGACGAAGCAAAUUCAUUUUCCAGUCGUCAAAGACAGCGUGAACCUGCAGGCAUGUCUAACACAGCUGAAGCAUGCACGAAGAACCAGACAGAGACUGAUGCCUUCAUCGGAAGCACUUUGGGUUCUCUGGGGGAGUACAAGAUGGACAAGAAACGACGAGGCCGUGCGCUCAUCUUUAACCAGGAGUCCUUCUUCUGGCGCCUGGAGUUAAGAUAUAGGAAAGGAACCAAUGUUGACCGGGACAACUUGGAGAAGAGACUGAAAGAGCUUAACUUCGAAGUGGCGAUUCACAAUAAUCUCAAACAGAUGGAAGUCUUAGAUAAAAUCGGUGAAGCUGCAGAGGAUGACCAUUCAGACGCAGACUGCUUUUUGCUCGUCUUCCUGAGCCACGGCGAGAAUGGUCAUGUCUGGACCCACGAUGGAAAGAUCAGCAUUCAGGAUAUCACCUCCAUGUUCAAAGGAGACAAGUGCAGCAGCCUUGUGGGAAAGCCAAAGAUCUUCAUAUUUCAGGCCUGCCGUGGAGAUAAGCCUGAUGAUUCGGUGACUGCCUGUGCUGCCGGGGUUAGCGAGUCAGACAAUGACUUGACGAUGGAUGCCUGCGCCCUGUACAGCCUGCCUGCUGGGGCUGAUUUCCUCAUGUGCUACUCUGUGGCCGAAGGUUACUAUUCCUUCCGGGAUACCUCAAAAGGCUCCUGGUAUAUCCAGGACCUGUGUGAGCUGCUUCAGGAGUUUGGGGACUCACUUGAGUUCACUGAGUUACUCACGUGGGUCAACUGCAAAGUGUCGAUGAGAACAGUUGAGUCCAUUAACAACUCAAAAAUCACUGGGAAGCAAGUACCUUGCUUUGCUUCAAUGCUCACCAAGAAACUCUUCUUCAAACCAAAAAAGUAGAAGUUUCAGGCCUCAGGCAUGAAAUGAGCUGGUUUUAUAUCCCUCCUUACAUUUACACAAGUGCACUGAUAGUAAUAACAACAGAUACAAAAUAACAGGAACAACUUGUGUUUUUACGCAAUCCUUCCAGCCCUAAGGAAUUACUUCAUUAUUAACACUUCAUGUCAGUCACAUUCUUAGUUUCAAUUAUCUUGUUUUUCUUUUCCUUUUGUUUUUGCUAGUUUAUUUUCACCGUUUGUCUCAGUUUUGACUAUCUGUUUAAUCAAGUUUAAAGCACCAUGGCACAAACCAAAAAUGGCCAAAUCCUGCAGCUGACGUUUUAACUUAGCAAACCAAAAAAACAGGAGCUGACAUACUGUAUCUGGUGACCUUGAACUGGGAAAUGUCCCUUUGACUAAAUUGUCUCAUUGUCACAAACAUGCUGUUUGUAUUCAUGAGCACUCGUGAUUUCGUUUCUAUGCUGUUUUUUUUUUGUUUUGUUUUUAUCCAUGUCACUUGAUCUACAACUCAGGAACUUAGACUGAUUCUGUUUUUUGUCGUCUCACUGUUGUGACUGUGUGUGUAUAAUCAAAUCCGUGUGACUAUUUACCAAUAAAGUGGUCGUGUGUGAUUUCACCAGUA